AGCCUGAUGCAAAUGAUAACAAUCGAUAAUAUCUUAAGAGAUAUGGUAAAUAGAUUAAGACAUUGGCUACAAAUUUAAUCAUCACCUUUUGCGCUUGAAUAUUCGGAUGUGAGGGAGCAUGUCCUCCUGAAUGAUUUGGCUCCACAGGAAUCCUACUGUAGUAUGAGUCGGGUCGCAUCGAUGAAUUAGAACCGUAUUUGGAUCCGCAGCAACUAGAACUUGCACGUCAAUUCAAAAUUCAACUUGCAAUUCAAACGUGAUGAAAAAUAAUUUCCAAAACAAAUUUUUAAAAUACUCGACUUAUCUUUUGAUUCGGAUUCCAAUCGUUGAUCUGAAGCCCGUGAUUGUUUAUCCGAACGAUCAAAUUUCUCGUUACCAGACACUACGCUAUUCAGGGAGAAAAUGUGGAGCUCGGUUACUGCGGCUGGCACUGAAAACGGGCCCGCACCACCUUCCAGAAGCAAGCACAGCGCCACUUUGCUCUCCGGCCACGUAUAUCUCCUCGGAGGACGGAACGGCAAUCUUCCCCUCAAAGAUCUUUGGCGAUACAGCCUCGCCGACAGUAAAUGGGAGGAAUUGCAUCCUGGGGGGGAGAGGCCGCCGGCGCUCCAGGAGCACAGCGCGGUAGCUUACAAGGAUUGCCUUUAUAUUUUUGGGGGAGAGCUCGGCUUUUCCGCGGGCACGGAAACGCCGCUUUGGGUCUACAAUGUCAAGACGAACGUGUGGAGGAAGGUAAGAGCGCAACGGGGUUGCGCGGUUCCAAGAGGUCGAAGAGGUCACACCGCUUUGGUCCACCGUGGCCAGAUGCUCAUCUACGGUGGCUACCAAGACUUACGUGGCAGCUCCCCUGAAUUAUGGGCGUUUCAUUUCGAGACAGAAUCGUGGCAUCUUCUGUCCUCGAGCGAGAGCGGGCCAGCGGCGAGGCACAAACACUCGGCCGUGUUGCACGGGGACGCGAUGUACAUUUACGGCGGUAUGACAGAUCUGCAAGAGAGAAGCGAUUGCUGGCGAUGGGACGUGAACACUGCCUCUUGGUGCCUGUUGAGGAAUAAACCUGGGCCGGGACCCCUUCACGGCCACGCAGCCUGCAGGCUGCCCAGUUGUAUGCUGAUUUUCGGCGGGGAGAGCGGCGGUUUGGCCACGAACGAGCUGUGGAGGUUUCAUUUCGGCACGGAGACGUGGGAGAAAUUGUCAGUGCCGGGCCCCAAACCCCAGCCGAGAGCGGAGAGCGUCGCGUUGGCGGUUUCCGAGCUGCUGAUCCGAGGGACCAAUAUCGAUAGCUCGAAGCCGAAACCGAAGAAUCAAAGGACGAGGCUGUGCAACAACAGGAUAUCGCCUAAUGAGGCGCCGGCAAGGCCGAGCUUUCUCAAGGAAAUUUCCAAAUUAUCCCAGAUCAAUCUGUCACGGUUGAGCCACCCGACCAAGUGCAGCUAUUCCGUUUUAAGUGGGCAGGACGACAACGAGGAGAGCCCCCAAGAGGCGAAUACGUAUUAUCCGUUUCAGCAAGUGGACUCGGAGGUUUGCGAGCCGUCCACGGGGAUGGUGAAGUCGCGGAGCGCGAACACGUUGGCCCGUCGAAGGCAAAAACCCCCGGAGUCGAAAAGCGUGGACACAGCCAGUUGCAACAGCCAGGCGGGCAACAGUUCCGGGAUGACCAGAGACCCGAUCUCGGUGCCGAAUUUCCGUGCGCUCACCUUACCCACCCCUGUUCUCACGCCCGUCGAAGCAGCGAGGCUCGUGUUCGUCGACCUGGACGAGAACAGCGACAACGAAGAGGAACGAACGGAGCCUCCUACCUCGAGGCUGAUCGAGGUGCAAGAGGAAAAACGAGACUUUGCGGCCGUGCACCAGGCUUGCCAACCGACGCGGGGCGAGAGUUACAGCUCGCAUCUUUACGAGGCCGCCCUUCAAACGCCGAAAACCCCGACCACUUCGAAAAUUCCUACCUCGGCGUCGGUCCGAUUCGCCGACUUGGAGGAGGGCGAGGAAUCGACGUCGGAUUACGCGAGCAUAGAGGCGAGAAGUCCUGGGGAUCCUCUGGCCGACGACGAUUGGCCGACCGGUCGAAAGGGGAAACAAUAUAGGCCGAUGGCCACGCCGUCGACGAUACGCGAGGGCCAAUUCGGCUUCUGCAAUCCGAAUUACCUUGGGCUGGACGAGGCGAAGAAUCAUCACUACCAUCACCAUCAUCAGCAGCAACAGCAACAGCAACAACAGCAGCAGCAGCAGCAAGCUCAAGACGGGAAGUACGCGAAAUUGUUGAACAGCCCACCGGACAGUGUUUUAGAGGACGAGCCAGGGAGAUCCGCGUCGCAAACAUUCGCGGAACUGUUGGAGCUUCAAGAAAUCAAAAGGGUGCCGAGGGCGCCGCCUAAAAGUUUGCCGUUAGGCUCCCCGUCGAGGAGAGCGGUGAGUGCGUCGAGAGCCGAAAGGCAGAGGGCAAAGGUGGCCGCGAUUGAGGAGGCGGAGACACCCUCGUACGGGCCAGCGCCGCUUUACGUGUUUCUGGUUGGAGGGAAGGAGAAGGGCCAGGUCACGGUGUUCGCGAGGCCCGUUUCAUUAUGGAAAUUGCAAUUAGCGCCACACAUCUUUUAAAGAAAAGAAAGAACGAUAAAUUUCCGUCGAUCCCGAGCCGAAUCGAAGAAAGAUUUUUUUUUUUUUUUUCCUCUUCAAAAAGACUUCGGAAUGUUAUAUCAUUGCAAUUAAUCGUGUUUAAGCUCGUAGAAAGAGAGGGCUUUUCUAGUUUUCUAUUAUUAAUGAUACUUAUUGUUGAAUACAACGCGUUCAGGUAUAUUUAUAUAUAUAUACGCACUUUACUUCAAAACUCUGUCAAGUCCAUUUUUCUAGUCAUUUUUUUACAAAUAGUAUUCAACUGUUUUAAAUAUUCGAUAUUAUGUCGGAAAGUAUAUAAUUAAUAUUAACAGUGCAAUAUGUGAUUAGAAUUGUAAGUAAUUACUUAUUAUUUAGAGUUUACAAUAAGUCGGAUAAUAUAUAUAUAUAUAUAUAUAUAUAUUAUUAUUCCACAGUUAUUUUCUUUAAAUUAUUUUUCUUCUUUUUCUACGUCUGAUUAUCAUUAUGUUAAAUUAUAUUGAACAUUUAAAAAUAUCAUGUUAUAUAAAAUAAUUUUAAAAAUGAUAUUUAUGAUAUUCUACCUCUUUUCUUUUGAAUAAAUAUAUUUGAAUACUAUAUUGUUAAAUAAGUACCAAUAUUAAUGAUAUUCUCUAUAAAUGAUAUAACAUGCACACGAUUGUUGAUUUGUUUAUCUGUAUACAGAUAAUAAUAGUAUGUAUUUCUGAAUUCAAAUUUAAUUCAUUGAUAUUCUCUAUUUCUUCGUUUAUUUUGCCAUUUGCAUUUUAAAAUAAUUGUAAUAGUAAUCAACAUAAAUCAUAUAUAUUUUUAGAUCAGUGAAUGAAACUGCGAAAUAUCGAAUCGAUUCUUUAAUAAUGAUUGUUCUAUUAUUUAGUUUACAGAGUAAAUGUUAAUACCAAAGCGCAAAGUCAAACGAGUGAAAUGUGCAAUCCUUUGUCUACGACUGCGUCCUUUCAAUCUUAAGUAAAUGAUAUACAUGGUAGUAUCUUAUAAGAAUUAUGAUUAAGAUCGAAACUUUAGAUCCACGUUUAUUAUAAUGAUACAAUUUUUCAUAUUAUAGUGAAUAAUAAUACGAGUGAUAGAUUAUUUAAAUUUUUUGAUUCGAAAAUUGAGAGAUAACAUCAAAAGACUCGCCUGAUCUGCGCUUAACUGCCAUCGACUGUGAACAUGAUAUGCAUAGAGAAUAAAAUAGAAUUAAAAUGUAUAAGCUCGACGUGUAACGUUUGACGUUUAAAACAUUCUGAAUAUUAAUGGAAAUCAAUGUGUGAUUGUGCCCAAUGUGAAUAAUUAAAGUACGUUUCAAUUAAAAAUUAGAUUUUUAUAAGAAGAUAGAUAAAUUUUAAGUGGAAUUUUCUCGAAUCCGCGGACUGGACUAAAAAAAAAAUCUAGAAAUAAUUAAUGAAAAUUAAUACGAUUGAUUUUUGUUUUAACUUCAUCACGAAAAAAGGUAUUUCUAACGCGCGAAACGUACAAUCGUAUAAAAGUGAAAAAAAUUGUGUUCUAAAAUAUUAUAGGGAAUAUGUAUAAAACAAAAGAAUCAAUGAAGUCAAAAGUCCCUAACUAUGACUGUAUUUAUGAUGCUAGCAUAGUAUCAUAGAUAUGAUAGAUAUAUCAUAAGCGAAGAAAAUGGUAAAAUACGAUGGAAGGUUCUCUUGUUCAUGUAGAGUUUUUAUGCCCACAAAGGCCCAAUACAUGUAAUCCAUCCAUAUAGUAGCAAAGGUCAACGUGGAACCUCAUAGGCUGAAUAUUAAAACAUUUUGUAUUCAUAAUAAUUUUAUAUUCAUUUCAUAUGAAACGAAAUAAGAAUGGAAAAAUUUAUCUGUCCAAAUGUUAAUUUCUUCUGUAGAAUAUUUUAUAAUAAUAAAGCUGUGUUUAGGAUUUAGUAAGGGCAUGUGCAAUAUGUACAUAUUAUAUAAAUGUAUAUAAGUAUUCUUUGUUGAAAUUAAAACACAACUCUGUUUAACAAAAUUAUUUUUGGUAAUAUUCAGCUAGAGGCCGCAAGCACCCGAAAAAAAAAAAAAUCAAUGUUUUCCAUUCGUAGCACUAGUCAAUUUUACAUUUCACAAUCAUUGUACAAACGUUAAGAUAAAUGUUUCGUAAUGUUAUUUCUCUCCUAAAAUUUUUUAGCCUAAUAUUUUUUCAUUUUCAAUAUGUACAGUAUUAUCCAUGAUAUUUUUUUGCAUUAUAUAUCACAUAAUUGUUCAUUUUGACAAGAAAUUAACAACUUAUUAAUUAGUUAAUUAAACGUACGAAAUCGUGCAUUUAUACCGCCUUUAAAUUUUCGAUUAUCUCGUAAUUUUAUAGUUCUAUAAGUUUAAUCAAUUUCGUACAACGUACGAUCUAAUUUAACGAGAAAAUAAAUUUUAUAAUUUAAAAUGAAAGUAAAGGCCAAACAAAAGCAUAUAUUUAAAAUAAUUAACAUUUCCGCGUAAAUAUUAUUUUAAGUCUUAUACAUGAAUAAUGCAAUCUGAUAGUCAAUUAUGAUCGUAUCGUUAAAUAUAUCCGUUGCCAAAUAUGUACCUAUUUCUCUUUAGAAUGUCUUGCCUCAUAAACAAGAUUCGGAGUAUAAGCUCGAAGAUGUGGAUCAGUUCACAAAAUGAACAAAAAAAAAAAAAA
Messenger RNA from Apis florea (little honeybee), 5205 nucleotides. RefSeq lists its product as uncharacterized. The record is from RefSeq and is a predicted model, not a curated record. Gene Ontology annotation, molecular function: protein binding. Gene Ontology annotation, cellular component: Golgi apparatus. Lineage: Eukaryota; Metazoa; Arthropoda; Insecta; Hymenoptera; Apidae.